This is a messenger RNA of Pangasianodon hypophthalmus (striped catfish), 801 nucleotides long. Its product is annotated as small serum protein 2. NCBI's taxonomy places the organism in Eukaryota, Metazoa, Chordata, Actinopteri, Siluriformes, Pangasiidae. Bases 146 to 475 code for a protein of 109 amino acids. The record is from RefSeq and is a predicted model, not a curated record. The transcript is spliced from 4 exons.
UUUCUUGAAGUGUACCUUUGCAUUAGAGUGUUUACUGUCAGUGGGUGUGAUGAUCAUAACUCUAACCCACUUUCUUUCCUAUUUAAAGCCAAUCAUCUGCUUUAGGUCAUUGAUUUCAACACAUCAGAGCGUCCCACCUUGAAAAAUGUCUGUGCUGAAGAGGUCAGUGUUCGUGGGUUUUUUCCUGCUUGCUCUCGUCGCUGUGAGCCAUGCAGCCUGCUGGCAAUGGAAAAUCAAAGAAGGUGCGACUCAUUGUCAGGACCGCGUGGAUAAGACGUGGCACCCGGUUGGAUCCAGCUGGACAAACAGCGAGUGUGCACAGUGCUACUGCAGAUCCGAUUACGCUUCAUGCUGUCAUGGAUGGCCAACGUCCGUGUCUGGAGGAUGCAUCAUUGAAUAUGAUUAUAAAACCUGUAAAUAUGAAAUAAUUAAUCUUGAACAUCCAAGUCUUUCAUGUGGCGCUGCUGGAAAGUGAUUGUGAAGAUGAACUGAAUUACAGUUUAUCAUAGAAUCAGGAGACCUGAAGCACAAAAAAAUAACAGGUUUAGUGAGACUGGAGAUGACCUUGUGGAAUAAAAUUUGAAUACCAUCCGAGGCCAGCGAAAUGUAUAAACUGUUUAAGUAUGAAAUUGAUCAGUGAUCAAAUCAUAUGAAUUUUAAAUCCAAUUACUUUCACAAUCAGAAUCUGUGCAUACAUUCAUUUUGACUAGCACUAAAUUCUUCUUCUCACCUUUUGUUCCAUGAAGCCAUUUGGAAGAUGAUUUGCAAAGACAAAUAAAUAAAUCACUUAAUGAACACUCA